ACUUCGAAGAUGCUCAAAAGCAUGCGUACAUUGUGUGGAACAAUCGCGGUGAAAUGUAGAUGAAAUUCACUUGAAAAUUCAGCUGAACGCUUAUCAGGUGAGAGAAAAAGUCGUCAGGAGGAAGUAGACGUGAUGUUCAGAAGACUUUGAAGGAAGCAGGUCCAGCAAUGGCGACAGCUGGAUUGUCUCCAAUCUGCUACAAUCAUCCCGAGAAAAAGGCAGAUUUCAAGUGCUUUGACUGCAAACGUGGUAGGUUGUUAGUUUGUUCAUCCAUGCUCUAACGUACGAUUUUAUCUCGAAGAAGUUUAGACAUUGCUUGCUCGUGAAAAGAGGAGCAUGAAAUUGUCCACGUACGCGUUGCAUUUCUUGUCAUUUCCUUUACACAUGUGUCAAAAUUCAACACAUGAUCUGCUUGUCAUCCUGGAUAGCACUUUGGUCAAUAUUUGAGCUAAACUUCAGAAUACCCGGCCACUUCUUUGCGUAUCAUUGAAUAACAAAAGUGCCCAUUGUGUUAUACCUCGUUCUUCAAAGCGUUCCGACAAAUGUAAACGAUGUGGACGGGUAUUCUGAAGUUGUCAUUAUGAGUGUUCAGUUGUAUAAGAGAGGUGGCAGGGGAUGGCAAAAUAGCAAGAACCCUCAGUCAAGCGCCCUUCCUUUUCUUUUCAAAGAGAUAUUAUUUUCAAAUUUUUUUGGGCAAAGCUUCCCACUGGAGCGUGCUACAUAAUUAUCUUAUUUUUAUUUUGACUUAAAGUAAAUUUGUUAUUUGGGAAAUUGAUAAUUGAGGUAAAUACUGUAAGCACCAAUGCCUCACAUGAAGGCCCUCCAAAACAGCAGGUGGUAGAAUGGCAACAGGUAUUUCCCACCAAGAUAACAGUUUUGCUCUUGGGGUUUUAGGGUGAGUUCCAAGUUAAACAUGCUGAUAAGAUAAUAAUAUACAAAUACUCUGCAAACUAUAUUAUCUGUAUUAUCUAUCUAACGAUCUCAUCAUACCCUGUACGAAUGAAGACAGGCCGUAAAAUAUCUCAACCCUCUAUUGCUCCAUGUAUCACUUAUUACAAACUCAAAUCACAUGGCUCACUGUGCCCGUAUUAUAGUUUCAUGUGCAUGUACCACGUUUGAUGUGGUGUUGUAUUUUGCUAUCUUUCAGACUCGGUCAUCAAUUUGUGCCCACAGUGUAAUAUUCAAGUGCACAGUCUAGAUGUAUUCAGAGCGCACAGAGUUGAGCAUAUCGAAGUAAAGGUGAAAAAAAACUACAUGUACAAUUUAGUUGGGAUGUCGCUAUUUCAAGUUGCCGAGAAAAUGUGAUUAGUAGGGAGGGAAUUGAACAGCUUUGGCUCAAAUUAAUUGCGAAAGAUAUUAUUGUUUUGCAGGACAGGGAACGGAGGCUUUCACAAGAUGUUGAUGACAUUGAAAAGUACGUAAAAUAAAAAACAGAAGCGCAUUCCCGUUACUGUUGUCUGGGCUUCUGUAAAAGUCAUCGGCUAGUAAUGUAAAACAAAUGGCUAAAUGUAAUUCUUACUUUUGGGUCUGUAAACAAAUUCUUGUGGCGUUAUACAUGUAUUUUAAAUUCAUGAAGCCCCUUUGGUAAAUUUUACUAUUCCUGUUUUUGUGUUUUUGUAAACUGAAACUUGCCAUUCUCUGUUGAUUUUUUUUUGAUUUUGGGUGGUCACAGAGUAAAGUAAUCAAUGUUUUUUUUUAAUAAAUGUAAAGUUACAUGUAUUCACAAAACUAAAUUGAUUACUUUACUUUCUCCCUUUUAAGCAUGGUUUCAUUGCUGGGUUAUUUUCUUUGGAUAAUUUAUUUUUCUUUCUGGUCAAUGAAUUCUUCCAUUUACAUGUAAUUCAUGUUUACACAGGUUUACUUUUUCUAAUUCCUGUUUACGUUUUUUAUUGAAAUGUUUCCAGAUUAGUAGCUGUUGAAAGCGAUAUUCUUCAAAAUGUGCUGGCUAGAUUGAAAUACUGUGAAGAAGAGGAGAAGGUAUUUAUUAUUACUGCUGAAACUGAAGCUACGUAUUAAUUACAAUAUGUUUGUGUUGUAGAUAAAACUAGUUCUCAGGUUAAAUCUUAGUUUCCUUUGUCUUCUAUAGAUGAUAAUUAGGGUUAGCUAACAAAGGAAAUUUAAUACUGAUUUAACCUGAGGUCAAUUUUACCUACAACCUUACUUUGUCAGUGCAUGCUUUGAUUCAUUGUUGUGAUCUAUUUUAUAUUCUUUUUUGUCACUCAAAUUUUAUACAUCUCAGAUCUUAAAAUCAAUUUACAAGAAGAAGUCUGCAAGCUUUUAGUAAAAAAAGGUUAAGAAAAAAAAGAAAAAAAAAAAAUGGGGGGGAGAGCAUUGCCACUUUGCUAGGACCCAGACCUGGCCUCCAUUUAAUGAUGAGGAGAUUGCAAAGCACUAGGCGAUUCAUGUGCGACAAGUUUAUCUUUAUAAACUUUGGUAUAUGUAUACUCAGAGGCCUUUGGCCUUCACCUUGAGGGGAGUAAUCAUACACCGUAGAAUGAAGUUUGCUUUAAAGACCCACUCAUCCAAUAUUUGGCAGAGAAAGUUGCAUUUCAGGGAUUUAUUUUGCAACGUUUUAUAUAUUUACAGUAAAAAAAAAUAUUUGGAUCUAUAUCCAGUAAUGAGCAACUGUUUUUGACUUUAACUACAGUAGAACCUUGUUAACUCGAACUUGGAUAUCUCAUAUUCCCUGCUAACUUGGCUAAAAUUAAUUUCCUUUCCCUUGAUCAAAUUUUUACUGAAAUUUACCCCGAUAACUCAAAUUCCCCACUAACUCGAACUAAUUUUUUGUUUUCCUUCAGAGUUUAAGUUACCGGGGUUCUACUGUAAUAGUAAUAAUUAAUGUCAAAAAUAGUUAAUUAUUAGAAUGCCCCUUCUGACAAGUAUCCAUGGCAAAAUCAGUGAAACCCCCAUUUUGUUACGAUGUAUAGCCCAUCUUGUAACCUAACUGUUGCAAAUUUUGUUGAUAAUAAAAAUCAGUGUCAGGAUCGACUGUCUUGGCAGUUUCCUUGCAGAUCAUAAAUUCACCAUUUUUUGUGGAAGAUGGCACUUAAUUCUGGUUGUGUUGUUUCCUUUCAGGAGACAAUAAGUCACUUAAUUCAACUGCAGACUGCAACAAAGAAACGAAUUGCUGAGAUCAAAGAAUGUGAGACAAGAAUUGAGAAGGCUUUUGGUUAUCUAACAAAGGUGUUAUGAAGUCUGUUUAGGAAAUUAAAUUUGAAGUUAAAUUGUUUCAACUUUGAUAAAUACAUGUAAUUCUCAAUUUGCUAUUCUCAAAAGUGCUGAUUAUUACUGGUUAUGAUAAUAACAUUGGCAAGUUAUUUUCUCGUUAAAUCCAAUUAUCACUCUUGCUUCUGGAAAUUUUAAAAAAUGCCUCUAGAAUCAAGCUGUUUUCUGGUCAUUGUCUGGCCAAACCAAGCUAAAACUGUUCAAAACCCGUACGAAACGAGCAGCACUGCUGCAGCGCUGCAGAAUGGCUUCAAGAAGCGCUACAAAAGAGCUGUAAAAGCGCUGGGCUGCAGCAGCCGCAAAUUUUGGCUGCAGUGGAAAGCCCUUUGACAGCAAUAAACAGCGCUUUUGCAGCGGUGCAGAAAAUUCCCGAAUCACGAUCUGCGCUGCAAAGUGGCUGCAAAGUGGCUUCGAAAAGACAAAGAAUGUUGUUACCGGUAAUGGCCUACCACUCGUUAGUACAAAAAAAAGAAAUGCAGGCUCCAAUAAUACAAUAAUCAUGAUACAUGGUAGAGGAGUUGACAAGGCCUUAGUAGCAGAGUAAAAACCAUUAGAAAGUCAAAAUGCAACUUAUACUUUAUUAGUAUCCACAUGUACAUGUUACAAAAGCAAGUGGCAUAGAACAAAUCUGCAGCAGUUGCGCUUUGUAAAUAUUUAGCAAUCACGGUCACUCAUCUGAAUGUAAGAACAUGCAUUAACAUGCAGACAUUGAAAAUUAUCUUUUUUAAAAAUAAAGAGAAUAACAGAGAUUGUUCUACAUAAAGUUUACACGGACAGCAGCCAAAUGAUAUUUUGAUUCGUUGCAACGGGCUAAGCUGGACAUCGCUCACCUUGAUGUUUUGUCCAUGAUCCACGAUCUUCUACACUUUUUUCAUGAAAGAAAUCAACCCAAUUUUACUUUGGUCGUCGUUAAAUUUUACAAUGGACUGAGGAACGAACAUUACCGCGAGCGUAUAAGAAUCUUGUAAGUGCGAACCCCAUCUCAGAUUCUUGUAUCUGUGUUGCUUGCUCUGGUUCGAUUCGUCGAUACUUAGCAUAGAAGUCACUGUUCAGUGCAUUGUUUGCAAAUACGUUUGAGCUGUUCCAUCCAAAAACUUCAACAGAACUUCCAUCUCGAAACAGAACUAGAUGCAAAAAAAACUUAGAAUGUUUGCGCCUUUCAUUCAACGGUCGCAAAUGUUUGGACGAUCGUGUGUUUGUCUAGAGAAUUUGUAAUGGAAUCUCAUGCAGAAGGACCGACCAAUUAGAUUACGGCCUAGAAAGUCUCCAGGGAAUUAGCGAUAACAUUCUCACACUCGCCGGUCACGGAAUGAAAUUUAUUAUUUAUUGAAAUCUUUAUUCCGAAAGCACAGAAUUUCGAGGUUUAUUCAAUAAGUGAUCUUCCUUGCACACAAGCUUACUCACAUUUCUUAGAGGUACAGUCAAAGUUGUCACGUUAUAAAAGGCGUAAUCUGUGCCAAGGCUUUUUCCGGCGAUUCAUGUUAUUGGUGCUCAAGAAGGUCAGAUCGACCGCAGCUGAAUUGUAGCAUUACAGUACUGCAGCUACUUCGCAGCAUUUGAAAGUCGGCAACUGCGCUGCAAAACAACUGCCGAGAGCUUCAAAGAGCCUUCAAUGGCUUGCUUUUGCACCCCGUUGCAACUUGAAUGAAGCUGCUUUUUGGCUUCUAAAAGGCUGCCGAACAGCUGUAAUUUAGCUGUACAGCUAUUUUGAAGCGAUUUUGUGGCGCUCUACAGCGCUGCAAGUUUUGUACGGGAAUGCUCUUUAAGCCAAGCACAAUUCUUCCUUCUAUUUCUAAUGUCUGACCAUGCAUGCCCAGGACAAAUUGUGGGGUCUAAUAAAAAAUUCUUAAUGUCUUUUUUUUGUCUGCUGGUCCUAACUCGUGAAUAAUCUGGCCAUGAGACAAAGGAAAUCAAGAAUCAACCAAGAUAAACAAACCUACACAUGCCAUGUGUGUUACAUGCUGUAGAGACAUUGAUGGAUUUAAUGUGAAGGAUUUUGUAUCUGAAGCAGUGAAGGGGUACAGCUGUAUUUAGGGUGUGAAAUUGGGUGUACGUAUAAGAAUGGAGGCUGCUCAGGGCAUACCCAAGGUAAUCCAUAUGUCACAAACACCCACGGACACGGCCACUUCUUUAAUUACCCCCACCCUAAGGGAAAAGCUUUUUACCAAUGUCUUUUAGUCAGCUUUCUCAAACCAUAACUAUAAAAUACAGACUCUAUAUCCAUGCAGCUUUUUUCUUUUUGCUGUUUUUUUAGGUAUCAACCUUGUUGACACAGUGUAGUGCCCCUGUUGAGGACACUAAAGUCACUGUAGCUUUUAAGGAUCCCUGUUCUCCUGAGCAUGAGGCUACUGUUUCUUCUACUGCUGCACCCCAACAGUCUUUGGUACAUCCUGCACAGGAGCCAGCAGGUGAAACCCAAAAUGUUGUCCCCACGGAGCCUCUGUUGAAGCUUCCUGAUGAGAUCAUAGGUAAGUAAUGAUAUGUAAGUUAUAGGUUAGUAACCUUUUAUUCAGCAAUGCACUUACAGAUGUAUGACUUAUUACAAAUCUUUCGACUCUCUACAGUGCAGCUUCUUCAAACCCAAUAGUCUUUUUUUUUUUGUUUUUUUUUUACAACAAUACCCCACAAAGUGAAGCUGUCAAAGUGAAUAACAAAAAUAGUUUUUUUCCUGCCUGAUACAUCUAAUCUGAUGCAGACGCUUUUCAGCACUGAUGUGUACACGCAUCUGAUUUGUAUCUGCAUUGUUUGCUUUACCUUGGCCUGCACUACUAGUCAACUGAAUGUACAUGUACAUGUAGGACAUUGUUUACUGGGUGACAGAAUUUAUUGUUCUUCUUAAGGAUACAAAAUCGUUUGCAUCAUGCUUUUAUGAAAGAGGGAAAUGACUAAGAAUACAUGUAUUUUGGUUUUGGGGAUGUUUGUGCAUUGUCAAUUCUGUCAAGAUAAAAAUACAAAAUGUUCUUGAACAACAUUGGACAGCAUUCAGCUGCUCCAGCUUUUAGUAGGCAUUCUACUAAAAUAUUGGAGAAAAUGCACCCAAUCAAACAUAGUAAUGAAGAUUUAAAAUUCCAUUGGGCAGGAGGCAAACUAGUUAAAUAUUUUACAAACGAAGGGGUUGAAUUUGGGACAGCCAGGAAACAAUUGAUUUAGAGAGUCCAAUCCACUGACUACUUGGCCAUGCUGCCUCCCUGAUAGAAAGUGCAUGGAAGAGCACCUGAUCCAAAAUGAAAUUCUCCCUUUGAUUCAUAAGGACCCGCAAGGCAAAUUAAAAGGAGAAUCUACAUGUAGCAUUUUAGCACAAGUCACCCUAGCUUUAUUCCGGGUGCACAAGGAUGUUGACACCCAAGGCAGCAGGAGAGAAAAGCACUGCUAUGACAUUUGGAAACGAUUUUGCCUUUUAAAAUGUGUAUCUGUUAUUCCAGCUUUAAUUGUCCUGCAUGUGCAAUCAUGCUAGCAGAGAUCAUCAGAUUCUUUGACAUCAUGAUUGUUGUUAUGUUUUUUUGUAUCUAGGAAAAGACAUCUUUCCUGUGUCUGUGGUUGGCUCUUUGGCCAGAAAUGGGUCUUUCUGGAUGAUUAAAGUUGGGGAAAGUGAUUUGCACAUAGCACAACAAAUCCAUAGUGGCUUAAGGUAGGUGAAUGUUCUCCAUUUCUGAAUUAUGUUUUAUUUUUUGGUGAGCAUCGGAAAGCUUUUUCUACGUGUAUGGAAAAUUAUCACGAAAUCUGUCAUGGGUGAAUCUUUUGUUUUCUGUCUCGCUAGACUUGAUCCUUGACUUGAUUCUCAAUUGCUUGUUCUCGAUCCUCGAUUCAUGCAGCAAUUGAGAAGUGCAAAUCAAGUCAAGAAUGGAGAAUCACAACAGACUGUCAACUUACCUUUGAAUGGUACUGAACUUUUAAAUCAGAAUUUAAGUGAUUAUAAUUCCCUAUUAUAUGUUUUGCCCAUACAUGUAGAACCUAUUACCACGUGCAUGGUUACAAAGACACUGUUGAUGUCAGCGUGGGAGCAAUUUGUGCAGUCCUUAAUAGAAAUAAUAAAGAGUUCUGUCGUGUGAGAAUAGAAAGUAUUGCAAGCUCUGGAAUGGUAAGAUCAUUAUUAUACACUCUUGGGGUGAUCAUGGUAACACUUAAACCCCAAUAUCAACCUGUAGAUUCUCUCAACUGACCCAGUCAGUGAUUUUGUUACCUCUGCGUUCUGCGUCCUUGACACAUAAAAAUCUCCACAAGGUGCAAAAUAAUUUAUAGCAUGCAUCCCAUCGGACACAAAGAAUGAUUGAUCGAUUUGAAGAUUUUUUUGGAAGAAUAUCCAGUUGGGGUGAUUUCUGGGGCUGUUGUUUAAAGAUGCAUAUAUAUUUUAGUCUUGUGCUUUGAAUGUGUCGAAGGACUAUAAAUUAUUUUAAUUUCAGUAAACUGAAAUAGAGAGUUUUGGCAUCUGUCUUCAGAUUAACUGUCUGGUUACUUAAAGGCCCCAAGCAUUUUCUAUCUAUUCUUGUUUUUUUUUAACUGGGACUCACUGGUUAUGAACAGGGACUCAUGAUUUUUUCACAAGAUGAGUAACAGGACUCACCAUAACUAUUUGUAACAAAAUUGGGGGCUUAAUGGGUGAACAACUUUGUGUUUGUAUUUUAUCGAAUGUAUCUACAGUCAACUCUCUUUUUGUGGACACAUCACAAUUACAGACAAGUCCUAUUAUUAUACAUCUUGCUCACUAUCUGUCUUCUCUUUGGCUAAAAGCCUACCAUAGUAAAUUUUGAAUAUCAUGGCAACCUAUCAGUAGGUUAUGAACUGAGUUCCAUGCGACAGUGUGCUGAUCUUUAUUUUCUUCAAAACAAGAUGAUUAAAACAUUAUUAUUAGAUUUGGUUUUUCAAUAUCAGGAAUAAUCAAGAUCUUAGUACAUGUAAGUGUUAUCAGUCUCAGCUGUAGGCUCGGCUGAUAACCUUGAUUAUUCCGGGUAUCACGAAAACCUCAUCUAAUUUUGCUGAUAUUGUUCAUAAACCAACAGUAGUGGAAUCCAGCAGUGUAAUUGCUAAAAUUGCAGACGCUAUUAUUGUGUGCUCUUCAGGUGAAAGUACGCUUUUUAGACUUGGGAUUUGUUGAGAAUUUUCAACCUUCAAGUUUAUGUAGACUGCCUCCAGAAUUUUUGGAUAUUCCAUUUCAGGUAGGUUCUACCAGGUAUGUGCAGAAACUUUAAACAGUAUAUUACUUCUAUUGUUUGUUCAAGUUUCUGUCUUGCCUGGCCUCGAGAAAGCAUGGUCUUUUCAAUGUAGUGGUCCAUGUAGUUGCAGUUGACUUCAGACUGAGAAAGCAACCAACAUUUUCACCACUGGUUUUCCCGUGAAAUGAUGUCUGAGAAGGAUUCUGAUGACAUUUCACUACCCAGAUCUGGCUAGUGUGUGUGAUUGGUUGUGGCACAAGGAAAAUUUGCUUUAACCAAUCAGAAGUACUACCCAGUAGUGACGCAUCGUCAGAGUAUGGAAUUUCUGCAGUUGUUUCUCGGACAUCAGUUUGCUAAGAAAUCAGUGGUGGUGUCGCGAAAUGUCAAGUCAACUGUUUUCUCAGGCUACACUGGUGUGGUGAUGGUCCAGGUUCAGGCCCUCAGCACAUGAUACUGGUAACCAGCAGGCUGGUCUGGUUGUCACAGUGAACUAUGUAUUCUGUUCAUAUGGAAAAAGCACAGUUACAAACCUUCAAAAAAGAUGCAAAACAUGAAACUGUAGAGGGAGAGCAGGAAAGGUGGAGAGAGAGGGAAAUGCUUAAGAUUGUCAUUAUAUUUUGCGGUCAUUGUAGUGUUGUCACUGUGAGUAUUAUGUACAUGUGUAGUACUGUCAGUUCUUGGUGCAGCACCUCCUUAUCUGGGUUGAAAUUAAGGCCUUAUAGUGGCCAUUCUUGGUGUAUAAUCCAGUGAGCAAUGAAUUCAUUGAUACCAUAAAUAGUUAUUGUUGCAGUAGUUGUAAACAUAAUAGUUUAUUGAAAGGAAUUACAUAUACAGUACAUUUACAUCAGCUGCAUGUCUGGCCAAGGCAUUAUUUUGGCCAGCUAAGCCAAAGCUUAGAUUAACUUUGUUGGGCUUGGGCCAAUAUUGUAGUUGCUCAUUGUCCGAAGAUUAUUAUACAAGGUAUGCAUCAUGGUUAGUUGCAGCUCUGUAAAAAUGUAAAGAACUACUUUUUAACAUUCAUUGCAGGCUCUAGAAUGCUGUUUGCUUCCAACUCUUGAUACACAGCUUCCUUAUGAGGUGAUGUUGUACAAUUGACUGCACUUCUCAUUAACACAUGAACUCUGAACUUUAAAAGUCUGCUUACAAUUCCUUUGUCUGCCAUCAAUCAUAAUUAUGCUCACUAGAAACGAACCCUGAAACACAGAAAAUCACAAGACAGAUUGAAAUCCACCAAUCAGAAACCACAAAUCAUGACCUUUUGAACUUGUUGAAGUAAACUUCUGUUGAGGUCUGCUAAUAAGAUGAUUGACAGUAGCAAAGAACACAAGCGUUUGUUGACUUUUGAACCUCGGAGUUCGUGUGUUUUUGAAAAGAGCAGCAACUGCCAUACAUAACUACAGAAAGUACCAUUAGGUUUUAUAUAGCAGUACAUUUUACAUGUGUGUGUGACUGUAUUUGACUGUUAUUUUUGGGCUGAAGAAGGGUUUCUGUCAUUGUCACUGAUGUUACAUGUAAAAGCUUACACUUGUCAAAUCUUUGUCCAUUUUUUUAGGCAAAGUGGUGUUUUAAAGAUUUAACCUUUAACAAAUUCUUAAUGGCAGCACUUGAAGACCAGGUAUUUUUUGUGUGAUGUAACUUCAUUAACUUCAUUAUCAUUUAAUAGUAUUACCAGUGUGAAUUUUUGAAACUCCUUUUAGACAACAAUAAUUAUUGCUAGUAUUUAACUUAUGCAAAAGGACAGCGGAGGAAAAAGCAAGACAAACUUUGUGUGACAAGUGUGUCAAUAAAAAUUAUGUUUGAAAAAUUUGCCAUCAAACUUUAGCUUCCUUUAAACAGAUCUUUUUGCAAUAGCCAUGUCAUGUUUGUCCCACAGAAACGUUUUGCCAUUCCCUCUUUCUGCUGUCCUGUCAUGUAAGUGAUAUUGUAUAUCAUGGUUUUGUCAAGUUUCUAUUCCAAUGAAUUUCUCAUUGGUCAAUGUUUUAAUUUUGUGCUAUCCAAUUACGAGCUGUAAACAUUUUACUGACAGCUAAAUCUACUGGUACUGUGAAAGGUACCUAUUUGGUGGCAGUGGUAGUUAGGAUUAACUGCAAUAAUAUUAUUUAUUUGGUUCUUACAAUAAUUUGAAAUAGCUAGACAUGGAUAAACUUUUUUCGUGAGAUAAAAUUCACUUGCACUGAUUUCAGCAGUCAGCCUCUUUAGAAUCUUAUUACAUUAUCAGAACUUCUUUAAGGGUCUACAUUGGGUUUUUAAUAGGCCAAUUUCUCAUUUGCACAAAAUCUUCCUGGAUUUAUCACUUUAACUUAAGAAAACAGCCAACAUUUCAGGACACCACUACUGGUUUCCCCACAGAGUGACGUCUGAGGAAUAAGUGCAGAAAUUCCAUACUGAUGAUGUGUCACUACCCAGGUCUGGGUAGUGAUUCUGACUGAUCCUAUUGUAAGGGAAAUUUGCUUCAAGCAAUCAGAAGCACUAUACCAUGAUCUGGGUAGUGACACAUCAUCAGUAUGGAAUUUCUGUGCUCGUCCCUGAAAUGUCAUUUUGUUUUCUAUUGACAAAUGGUACCUGUUUCACAUACCUAGUUUAGAAAUUUGCAUCCCUUUAACUUUAACUUAUGUGCUGUCUUUUAGACAGGAAUCAAUCAUGAAAAGAGAAUGUUUUCUCGACUUUUAAAGCCAUAUUAAAAUUCAUCUGUUAGCCCGUUUGGGCCCUUUUACAGACCCAAAUGACAGCUAGAUUUUCCUACCCUUUCAUAUACCAGAAGCCUGGAAAAGGUACAUCUUUCAGGGGGAACCUUCCCAUAUAGGAGCAUCCUCCCCUGGGAAUAUCAGUUGUUUUCUCAGUCUACAUGGAUCUCAACAUGAGACCUUCAGUUUACUCAAAUAUUAUCCCAGGCUCUUUUGAAUGAUUUUUGGUUUGUAUCAACGAGUCAUUGAUAAAAGUAAAUUAGUAAAGCUUGGAGCUCAAACAUGUGAGAAUAACUGUAUUUUGUAUUUUCAUAGGUGACUGAUAGUAAAGGCCAUACUGUGAACCAUGUAACACUUGCAUCAUGUGGUGAAGCGCCAGUUUGCAUCAACACCAAAGUAACACAGUUAGGUUGGUUGACGUUGUACAUGAUAUUGUGAGAAUUUUAUUACAUGAAAAUUACAUGCAUAUCUUUGUUUAGAGUUGGAGCAUAUAAGAAAAGCACUUUCAGUUCUGAAGAUUAGAGCCUUACAAAAUAAAAUGACUAGGAGCUGGGACCUUUAUGGCCUACAAUUAAUAUAUUGUAAUUUUAUGCCCACCUCACAUUGGAACUCACUUUUUGACAACUAUAACAAAUACAUGUUAAAUACAUGGAUCCUGCUGCUUGCUACUUACUUAUUUUGCCCAGGAAAUCAGGAAGGGUAAGAGAAAGUAUGAGUCAGUAAGACCAAUGUUUUAAAAAAAUCAUCAUCAUUGAUCAGUAAAGAAAGAUAAUUAGUUUAGGCUAAGAGAUGAAUUCAAGAAGGUAGGAAAGUAUCAAAACAAUUUCAGUUUGUCGCAAGCAUGUGACAGUGAAAAAGUUUACGUCUUAAAAGAGAUUCAAACCAUAAUCGCCUAUACACCAGAAGAAUUAUUUUAUUGUACAAAGCAAGCUUCCCUCUCUGAAUGAGUGCACUUUCAGUGGUUUCAGAGAUUUAUGUUGAAGUCUAGACGAGAGUCAAUAGUUAGCAUACAAAAUGGAACAAGGUUGAGGGGUGGAUGGAAAUCACCGUAUUAUAACUUGUUAGGAGGCUUUGAUUUUUACCUUUGUUCUUGUUCUUGACUUUGUUUUAGUGGAAGAGCAGAAACUUGCUUCAGAGGUGAGAAUGUGUCAUCAUAAUAAAAGGAAAUAACAUGCAAAUGAUAUUUGUAAAAGGGUCAUUUAAUUUAUGUUAUAUUAAAUAGUAAACUCUUUCUUUGUACCUCAGGUCCGGGUUGUUUGAAGCUGGAUUAACCCUUUAAGCCCCAAUAUCAACAUACAAAUUCUCCAAACUGAUCUCUAUACAUUUCCUUAAUGAAUGAGUUGAGAGAAUUUGAUAAAAGAUCAAAGUAUUUUCUCUUAGGUGACCAUUUAAUUAAUCCUCAUAACCUCAUCUCAUGACAAUGUAUGGAUAUCGUUAGGAGAAAAUUGAUGUUGGUCACUACUGGGACCUAAAGGGUUAAGAUAACCCAAGGUUAGUGCGAAAUUUGAACUCAGAUAUGAGAACUUAAAAAGCAAAUCUAGUUUAGUUCUCUUUGCCUACAACUUGAUGACUGGAUACUCUAAAAUGAAUAGAGAAAAUUAUCCGAAAAAGUGCUUUUGAUAAAAAGAAAAAGAAAACUUUUUACCUGGGUUAACAUUUAACCCCGGGUUAGCGCUAACUGGCCUUCGAACAACUGGGCCCAGAUGUUUAAUGUAUAAUUUAUUUGAUUCUUGGUUAUUCUUCUUUUACGUAAAAUGUUUUUCUAGGAUCGCCCCAUUCAACCUAAGGCAGAGGAAGUGGAGAAUGAUCCAGCUGUAGUUGAGGAAAUCAGUAACGAAACUCCUUCACAGACGGAUGUCCCAUCCAGUUUAAUUCUAGAUGCUUGCAAGAAUGUUGACAACAGAGAGAAAACAGAAGAACAGCUGUUCGAGGAAGGUGACAAGAUCAGUGUUGGUGAUGCCGAGGUUCCAGCAUUAUCUGACCCCGUUAGUGACAAUGCUGUCAUUCAUAAUGCAAUUGACGACCCGCCAUCAUUACGAGCAGAAGCAGCUGCGUUUGUUCCAGCCUCAUCUUCAUCCGACAACAACCCACCAAGUAAAGCCCCUUUGGAUAUUUCUUCGGAGAGAUGUAACAUUCCUGGAAUUUUACAUCUACCGCUGAUGGCUAACAAAUUUGUCACUGCAAAACCUGUUGAAGAGAACAGCGAUACCGUGACUUUGUCUGAGGUCAAUGUACCUGAGGGCUGCGUUGACUUUGCCAUGUAUAACCACAUCAUGUCUCAGUGUUCCUUGAGUUUUCUUCCAAAAGAAGCCUUGCCAAAGGCACGGUUCUUUAUGGUCAGAUGUAACAUGAAGAGGGUUAUAGAGGCGAUGAAGUGUGGACUCUGGUGUUCUCUACCAGAAAGUGGUAAAAAGCUUAACCGUGUGUUUCACGAGCAGGCGAACAAGGGUGGGAACCAUGUGUACCUCUUGUUUUCAGGACUUAAAAGUACAAAUUUCUGCGGCAUGGCGAAAAUGGAAUCUGCCAUUGAUCCCAACAUUAAUUGUCCAACAUCAAUCAAGCCUUAUCAUCUAUCUAACUCUUUGAUUGGCUGUUGUGUCGUGAGGUGGUUCUAUGCACAAGAUCUUUUCUUUGGAGAUGUUCUUACUCCUGAAUGUGGAUUCCACAAGAGAUUUCUAGCAAACUGUGGUGAUGGAACCGAAAUCCCAAACAAAUUAGGACAGCUUAUUGUUCGGAAUUAUGAGUCCUGUAACUAUUUCCGUUCAAUUUUAAAACCUGCUUUGCAGUCAUACCAGUUGUACUUGACUGAACAAGUAGGGAUUCCCGGUACAGUCAAGCCUUUGAUAAGUGCUGAGCUACAAGAGCGAGACGAGGGGUUGCAGUUGCCACAAGAAGAGGACUGGGACCAAGAGGUAUUUUCUCUGGGAAUUCGAAUUCUGAAAUUUUUAAUGGUUUCUUGAACUUGUCACGUUCCAUAUCUCCCACUCAUAGGUCAUGGAUUUGUAGGUUCCUUAAGGAUUUGUAGGGCAAUUGUAUCGUGCUUGUACUCAUUGAGAAAAACUGUUUCGAUUUUGGGGACCUUGUGGAAUGUGACCCGUAAUAAACAACAUACGGAAAAUUUUGGAACCCACAGUCAGGAGAGUUGGAGAAAGUGAAUUGAGAUAAUUGAGCACAAAAAUGAUAAUUUUUAACUCUUUUACUGCUGAACAACGAUAACAAUUUUGGGACGCAAAUGACCGAACGGCCGUCGCGUUUUCUUGCCGGCAAACAAAACUUUCGAAGGCAUUUGUUUAGCUCUUACGGGGAAAUGUCUUCAAAAGGAGUUGUGAAUUCUUUUUGUAUUUGAAACCAUUUUGUAAAAAAACUAUUUACAUGUAAUUUAGUUUUAAGCUUAUUUAUGAACAUGUCAGAAUAACCAAGCGUAACGCAAGACUUAAUAUGCAUCUGUAAACAAAAAACCUAUUCACCGGUUUCAUCGAUAAAUUCAAGUCAAACAGACAAAGCUUUACCUGUUAAAACUUCCAAACCAAAUUUUGUCACCUUGUUCGUGUAUUUCGGGAACAGCUUGUUUGAUUAUUUGAAAAACAUUUAUUGUUUGUUACGGCAGGAAUCCGGGAAGACAUUUUACUCGUAACUUACGCGAAUUUGGCGCGAAGAGCUGAAGGUGCAUCAGUGAAUAGCACUGGAUAUUCCGAGUUUGAGUUGCUAAUUAGAGCGCGCCAAAAACUAUCCACAGUUUUAGUAUAUACUCUUUAUUAUUAUCAUCAUCAUCAUCUUUCUGCACCAGAAGAAUGUGUUUGAUAAAACGACAUUUAGAAGACACACUGAUCUUUUGUCCAAUAAUAGCAAAUCAGCUCGAAACUUAAGUUUCCCUGAUUAUAUGCACUACUGACCAGAGGUUUUUGUCGUUGUUUUCAUGGUAGAUCGAGGACUCCAAGGCAGCAAAAUCUUUAGAAAGUGAACCAUUGGAUGAAAUCCCUAGUGAAAAGAAGGAAGUGACAAAAGGUGUUGCUGUGUCAGAGACAACUGUGUCUGAUUAUUCCACUGAAGGGCUUAAAUCUCUUGGUGCGGAGAGCUUCAACAAUGAAGACUGGACAGCAGCCAGUUCUGUAAAAUAUGACGACGAAGUGAGCAAUGUGAAGCAAGAUGAUGUUGCGCCUCAAGAAAGUGUAUCUUCUGUCUGUUUAUCCAUAGAAAAGACAAUUGCUGACAUUUCAGAAACUCAAAGCUCGUCCGAGCCUGCCGCAUCAGCCUGUGCGGAAGCUGAAUUUGGAAGAUCAGCACCUGACAUUGUCACAGACAGUGAGAGUGACUGGGAGAGCUGUAGUCCUCACAAGACGGGUGGUAGAAGAGCCCUCUCGGAAACCACAGAAUGUGAAUAUGUAGAAUGUGAUAGUGCUGUGGAUGAACCUAAUAAUAUUCCACCAGAUACUCAUGGAACGCAAACACACGAAGAAAACUUGCAAUGUGGUGAAGCGUUUGAUGUACCCAAAACUGAAUCUGAGAGUGUUGUUUAUGAUUCGGAUGCUUUUCCUCACCAAAACUUGGCAAAUGAGCCGACAGAUAAGCAAACAACGCUUGAACAGAGGAUACCAGGUAAAGAUACAUCACAAGAAGAUGUGGGGCAGCUAAAUGGAUUCAAAAACACUGUAGAAUUGCAAACUCCACAAGGAGACCCUGGUGAUCUUGAAGUGAGCAAUUCAUUGGAAGUAAUGACUGAUGAAAAUAAUCCUGAAUGUGAAGAAGAACCUUCAGAUUUUCGACCUAGUCUCUUGGUUAGCGGUGAUGAGAGCAAAGUGACAGACACCGUUACAGGUAUUUACAAAUAGGGAAAUUAAAGCAGCAACGUUUUUGAGCGACGCACGUCAACCGGAAGUGAGCCUUUUUCUUUUUUAAAGUGCCUUGACGCUACCAAAUUUGUAUUGCUGAGUGUCUUUACUCUUACAAAGACGAUUUACCUAAGCAUUUGUUCAAAAUCACGGCUGAAGAGGUCAGAAAGUCGACUUCCGGUUGACGUGCGUCGCUCAUUAACGUGGCUGCCCCUAAACUCCCUACUGACCGGGCGGCUUAAAUGACGUGUGCUAAAUGAUCGUUUAGAUGUUAUUAUUUAAAAAACAUUUUCUGUAUUUUGUUUAAAAAUGUACAAAGUACAAGUUUGAACAAGUCAAAGACAAAUUUCUUGAAAAAAGAGGCAAUUCUGGUCGCGGUUAUCUUCGCAAAAAAUUUCUGUAGAGUUGACUUAAAACUUUCUCAAAUUAGCCAAGUUUCGGUGAUGUUAGUCGAUGUGCUUGACAAACAUUCUAGUACAGGACUGGCGUUAGUGAGCUCGGGCUCUCUUGAGGUUGGGGGCCUGAGAGUGCAUUUGUAAGGGUUGCCUUCUUGUUAGAUUAACCCGUACGCUGCUUUCUCUACAAUUCAUAUUCUGAGGAGAAGAAUAAACAAGGGAUUCCAUAGUAAUCCACCGUGAUGCUCCUACCCUUUUGCAAACCUUGAUGUCAAACUUCGACAACAUUUUAUCGCAUGAAGCUGUCUAUCUGAAAAGUUUGAGUUGAAAGUCGUACGCGGUCGAAAUUCAGAAGCCUUUUCUUCUUGCGAUUUUUAACUGCUCUGAGGCUAUUCGACCAGUGGAGAAUGGAAUUAAAAUUGUGCUUAACACAUGUGCGGAACAAGCGUUUUUCUUAAACUCAGAAUAGGAAAGGUUUUGUAAAAGGAUGAUUUUAACAGAGUGACGUAACGAUAUUGUUUUUCAUAAUUAAUAACUUAUUCUACUUUUAAACAUGAAGUGAGAAUUCAAAGUGAUUCAAUUCAUGUAAUGUGGAUUGUUGUGAAAAGGAUAAAAUACAUUUCCCUCUAUAAUGUACUUUCAGAUGAAAAUGAAGUCCAAGAGGCGGACAGUGAAUGUGGAGAUCAACAAGGAACUUGGGCUUCUUCACAGGCAAAUGGUGUAACCAGCCAGCCUGCCAAACCGGACCCCGCAUUCCAUGGGAGCUCAGAGGACUUGCUCUGUGAAUACGAGGAUUUACCUGUUGAGAUUGGUAAGAAAGGGAAGAGGCUAGCAGUCAAUUGAGUUCCUGUUCGUGGUUGUUUAAGAUCACGAUACGUGCACGUCCAUAAUAUGUUUCAUUCAAACGCGACAAGAAUUCAGAGGUAAUAUUAUGCUAAAGGACUGUCCACAACCUGGUAAUGAAUUGGUAAAUGCAGUGACUAUUUUAUUAUCCCGGCGGUGCUUUCUAAAAGCAGUAUUUCUUUCAGUUUUCCAGUAUAUUGCAGGAUAAAAUGUAGGAUUUUGCUUCCAUUUUAAACUGGAUUUGGGUAGCGUUGGGAAACAAAGAGGUCAAAGUAACAGAUGAUACAUCAACAGAGUAACAUUUUUUCGUAGUCGUAGUUAGCUGUUAAAUUGAUAAUUGAUUUGCUGUGUCGUUUCCAAAGUCACGUUUUAUCCUCUUUAGAUCGUCAGUAUAUCAUAUUUUACAAUACAUUGCACUUACAGCAAUAUAUCUAUCAAAACAGAGAACUAUGACAUUACUAACUCAUUCCGCUUAUCCGUCUGUAGGAAAGGAACAGUACAUUUAUGCUCUAGAGAGCCUCUCAAACAAUGGCACUUUUUGGGCUCGUGUUCACAAGCCAGGUGAAGACGAUCAGCGUUUCAUAGAUGCCAUGGCACGAAUGGGGUUAGUAGGACUUUAUGCCUUGUAUUUUUCAAAUCCAUGCUUGAUUUACAAAGCAAAGGCAGUGCCUUCUUCCUCACUUCCUUAAACCCUUAUAUUGGUAUUUGCCACGGAUUCAAACCGGGAUCCCUUCUUCUGCAGACGAGGGCCCGUUUGUUUUUAACAGGAAUAAGAUAACCCAAGAUAACCACUAAAUUUGAAUUCAAAUCAGAGCGCUUUCAAGACAAAUUUCCGUUUUUUUUGCCUACAAUUUGAGGUUUGGCUGACGCUCUCAAAACGCGAGAUAAAAUGAACAGGAGAAACGCCGUUGAACAAAAUAAACAGGAAAUCGAAAUAAAGAUUCAACCCUUGGCGAUAAUCGGCUUUCCGACAACUUUCCUGCUGCGCUAAUGCUACCGUGGUUAAAUGUUAAUAGUUGGUUCUAUUAUAUACCAAACAUAAAACACAACAGCGCUCGAUGGGUGAUUUGUUGACUACCUCGCGGAAGUGGACAGAUUUUUAUUUACCUUCUAGUUGAUAAGGUAAACGCACAUUCCAAGAGGAUAUUGAUUCUGUUUACAGGGCUCACAUCGAGGCUAAUAACAAACCUCUUGAAAGUAUUUUUAUGUACAAACAUUGUGCCGUAAGGGGAUUGGAUGAUUAUUGGUACCGUGCUCUUGUUGAGGAAACUUCAAGUAAAGGAAAGGUGAGACUACAAAAGGCUUUGGUGCGCACUUAUGGUUUAUGACAUGUUAUAUGUGUUCAAUGUUACAAUUGCAAAGGUAUCGUGAUAUGAAAGAAACAAACCCUGAAAGUAGCGAUUACAUUGAAAUUUGUAGUAAGUCCUAAAUGUAGUCGAGUCUGCAAGAAAAGGCUAAGAUAACACUGGUAGGAAAAGACGAAGAAAACCGUUCAAAACUGCCUGCAACUUGAAGUCACUCAUCAGGCUUAGAGUAAGCUCAGAGUUUCAGGAAUUUAAGUUUGCUUUAAUGAAGCGAUAGUAAAAGGUUACUGAGUAGGAAAAUGACAAAUUUUUGGACUUAUUAUAGUUAUCAAGACCAAGAAAAGUUAACUUACCCAUUUUUCCACAUCACAGUUAAAAGAUAGUCUACGAUUUAAGUCAGGAGUUAUACGAUCAAUAAAUUCUAAUUUAUAGAUCUAGCCAGAGCUAAGAGCGAGGUUCUGAUUUAUGCAUUUUAAAUUUACUUCAGACUAUGGACUUUAAACCUUUGCAAAGAAAUCCGCAAAUCUACAGUUAACUUUAGCGGAGAACCAUAUGACUGAAAAACAUAAACUUGAGCCAGCGAUCAAUGAAAAGCUAAUAACUGGUCAGCGGAAAACGCGUGAUCUCGAUCUGAGCCCGCGAUAUGGACGUGUGUCUCUGGUCAGCGGUUACCCUGUUUUGACAGCUGUCAGUUGACCAUAAUAUGGAUGUGUAUCAUCAAGUAAACACAGGUUACAGGCCCCACACUAACUAGAAAGUUUAACGUUUCACAUUGGUUUCCCUGUGGUGCGGACACGUGAUUACCAAAAUUUCUCGAAUGUCCAAAUUUCUUGGUAAUGGGGCUUCGCUUGCGCGUGCUUCGUGCGCGCAUGGAGCUCCGCUAUAAUUGACUACUUUUCAUUGAUAUUAGGUUGGUAUCAGACUGCUUGACUUAGGAGAUUACUGGGAAGUCGAUCAAAAGGAUUUACGAGUGCUUGAUGAUGAGUUCUAUGUCGCUCCUCCUGCACAGGUCAGUCUAGACAGUCAAGAAAUUGUUUUUUGAGUGGUAAAUAACCUACCGGUAAAGUCAUUGCUGCAUAAGUAUUAUAAGACGCACAGCCACUGCUAAGAUCUCAUAUCAUAAGCGUAGAGUAUAUUACCGUGAGAGAAGUUUAGGACGAACUUGCAAGGUCUCAUUUCAUAAGCAUGAGUUGGAGUACAUUACUGUGUGAGUAGUAUAGGACACACUGCUAAGGUCCCAUUUCAUAAGAGUGAAGUGGAAUACAUAACCGUGUGAGUAUUUAAGGGUGCACUGCUUAUGUCCCAUCUCAUUAGAGGGAAGUAUUCGUAAAACAAAUAAAUGCCAUUUCGUCUGUCUGUUAAUGAGAGCGCAAGCUGAAAGCACUUAAAAGAGCGUUUGAUUACUGCACCACCACCGCCUGCACAUUGUGUGCUACAGACCUGUUUAUUGUACUUCAUUAAAAAUGUCGUGUGUAAAGGUCUGAAUAUUUUUGUUUCUUCAUUACUUUUUACAACGCAGGCUUUUGAGUGCUCCGUCUGUUACGAAAAUCCAAAUAACAAAAAGGUAGGAAAGUCUCUACAAUAUUAAGUUGCGUCUUUAACCACGAUUAUCCUAAUGACAAGCUCCCAGUUGACUUGCCAGCUCAGUUGGUUGGUUAGAGCGCUGCACCUGUAUCGCAGAGGUCAGGGUUCGAGUCCUGGCAAGACUGAAUUUUUUUAGGCUUUCUUUUGUUAACUGCGUAAGUUGCCCCUUUAAACUGCGAUGGUCUUCUUUGCAUUUAUUUCUUCAUUCCGCGGUUCCAAUAAAUGAAAUUCUUAUAUUCACCACUUUAACUCAAUAAGCUAAAUUUUCUAAGGAAAAAAUUGUUUCUCUUGAUCCGCAAUUGCUGUACAAUAAACCAGCCGCUUCAAGGGAAUAUAAACAUUAAUGUCAUAUGGAACGCUGCAAAAGCUCUUGGCUAUAGCGGUGCGUCAUGUGUUUGUUGGUUGUAAGGGAGAAGGCAUCACCUCUUCAUUGACUCAAUAUGACACAGACCUUCACUGUCAGGAAUAAAAACUGUUCGUUGUUGCGAUGACUGUGCUCAGAAAAUUGCAUAACAUAAGAGUCAGUGAGUCAUUCCCCCGGCAAACCUGUUGUUUGGAGUGUUGAAUGGGCCUAAUUAGGCAACAGAAAGCUAUAAAUUUACUGUUAAUGGUGAAAAUAAAUAAAAACUAGAAAGAGCUCAAUACAAUACACGCUCAAUUAGCGUUGAUUACGAGAAAGCACUCAACACAGACAGCCCAUUUGUAUGAGCAGCUCCCUUUGAUGUCCGUACUAAUGAUACCGUUUUACUACGUUGUGUUUUUGAAGGAGAAAAACAGAAUCAGCAGACUCGUCAAGAGAAAUAGGAGGCUUCGUGUUAUUGUGGUG
Molecule: messenger RNA, 20840 nt
Organism: Porites lobata
Lineage: Eukaryota; Metazoa; Cnidaria; Anthozoa; Scleractinia; Poritidae
Source: the annotation of a GenBank genome assembly